Messenger RNA from Acanthosepion pharaonis, 1191 nucleotides. The record is from the annotation of a GenBank genome assembly. NCBI's taxonomy places the organism in Eukaryota, Metazoa, Mollusca, Cephalopoda, Sepiida, Sepiidae.
AUGGUUAUAUCCCACUCUAUCUAUCUAUCUAUCUAUCUAUCUAUCUAUCUAUCUAUCUAUCAAGCUAUCUAUCUAUCUAUCUAUCAAACAUACUCUCUCUCUAUGACAUUCUCUCACACACACUCUCUAUUUUCUCUCUCUUACACACACAUACAUACUCUUUCACUCACACUCUACCUCUUUUUCUCUCUAUCGAAGUGUGUGCGCCAUAGAGCAAAGGGUAAUGACAAUGAUUGUAAUAUCUCCACGCGUAAAGAUAAGCCCCGUGUGUCUACUUUUUCUCGUCUUCUUUCCCAAAGCCGGCCACAAGAAGCGGGGUGUCUGAAUACUGUCACGACAUCGGACGCGACCGGGCAACGACCACGAUUCUAUAAAGGCACUGAAGAAGUGGACAGCGCAUACCGUCACAUGCCACCUCCUUUGCUUCUUUCAUGCUCGCUAACCCUCUUUUUCUUUCCUCUCACCCGUUCUUCCUCUCUUUUUAUUAUUCUUUUACAUCUCGUCCCCGACACAUAUUUACUUAAUAUCACUUCCUCACAGUCUUUUCUUACUCCUCAUCCCUUCCAACUUAUCUCUUGUCCUCCUCUUUUCCUCUCCUCCUACUUCCGCUUUUUAAUUUUCCUCUUCCCUUUCGCCCGUCAUUCUGUUGGUCUCACUCUCGUCUUUCAUUAUCUUGUCUCUCCUCCUUCUCUCUCCUAUUACGUUUCCUCUUCCCCCUCGCCUGUCAUUCUGUUGUUCUUACUCUCGUCUUUCAUUAUCUUGUCUCUCCUCCUUCUUUCUCCUAUUACUUUUCCUCUUCCCUCUCACCUGUCAUUCUGUUGUUCUUGUCUUUCUUUAUCUUGGCUCUUCUCCUCGAUACGGCCUUUACUUUUCUUCCUCCCUCUAGACCAUGGUUCUGUUGUUCUCACUCACGUCUUUCUUUUUUUGACUCUCCUCCUCCACUCGCCUUUUACUUUUCCUCUUCCCUCUCGCACAUCUUUCUGUUGUUCUCACUCUCUUUUUCCUCCCAUCCUUCUCCUCUUGACUCUCCUCCUUCUGGUUUUUCUUCUUUCCAUUAGUCUUCCUCCCUCCAUCUCACAUUUCCUCUUCGUUAUCGCCCUACUAACAAUCCCUUUGUCUUCUUCUUUUUUCUUCUUCUUUUUUUAUUAUUAUUAUUAUAAAAUUAUAGUAUAUAUAAAAUGUACUUAUUAG